Camelus dromedarius (Arabian camel) is the source of this 2061-nucleotide messenger RNA. It is a transcript of the gene SLC18A3, whose product is annotated as solute carrier family 18 member A3. Bases 93 to 1679 code for a protein of 528 amino acids. The transcript has a single exon. Gene Ontology annotation, molecular function: acetylcholine transmembrane transporter activity. Lineage: Eukaryota; Metazoa; Chordata; Mammalia; Artiodactyla; Camelidae. Gene Ontology annotation, cellular component: AP-2 adaptor complex; AP-1 adaptor complex; terminal bouton. Gene Ontology annotation, biological process: chemical synaptic transmission; transmembrane transport. The record is from RefSeq and is a predicted model, not a curated record.
CCCCCGAAGUUCCGCGCCCUCGUCCCUGGACUGCAGGGCGCCCGCGCCGGCCCCGGCCCAAGAGUCCUCGGAAGAGCGGCCGGGUGGGGGCAAUGGAACCAGCUGCGCCUACCCGCCAGGCCCCGGCCGCAGCCAGCAAGCUGUCGGAGGCGGUGGGCGCGGCGCUGCAAGAUCCCCGGCGGCAGCGGCGCCUGGUGCUGGUCAUCGUGUGCGUGGCGCUAUUCCUGGACAACAUGCUGUACAUGGUCAUCGUGCCCAUCGUGCCCUACUACAUGCGAGCUGCCAGCGAGAUGCCCACCCCGACCUCCAAAAUAUCUGUGCCCAACCUGCCGACGCCUAUUCCGGCCAAUGCCAGUACCAGCACGGUCAAUUCCUCAGAGUCCUCGACGGGCGGGAUGCCGACCGGGUCUGCGGAGCAGCACCACUACCCCGCGGACAGCGAGGACGUGAAGAUCGGGGUACUGUUUGCCUCCAAGGCUAUCCUGCAGCUGCUGGUGAACCCCCUGAGCGGGACCUUCAUCGACCGCAUGAGCUAUGACUUGCCGCUGCUUAUGGGCCUGGGCGUACUGUUCGCCUCUACAGUGAUGUUUGCCUUCGCAGAGGGCUACGCGAUGCUCUUCGCCGCGCGCAGCCUGCAGGGUCUCGGCUCUGCCUUCGCGGAUACGUCCAGCAUUGCCAUGAUCGCUGACAAGUAUCCUGAGGAGCCUGAGCGCAGUCGCGCGCUAGGCUGGGCGCUGGCCUUCAUCAGCUUCGGAAGUCUAGUGGCGCCGCCCUUCGGGGGGUUCCUUCACGAGUUCGCGGGCAAGACCGCGCCCUUCCUGGUGCUCGCCAUCGUUUCCCUGCUCGACGCCCUGUUGCUGCUGGCGGUAGCCAAGCCCUUCUCGGCUGCGGCGCGGGCGCGGGCCAACCUGCCGGUGGGCACGCCCAUCCACCGUCUCAUGCUGGACCCUUACAUCGCCGUGGUGGCAGGGGCGCUUACCACCUGCAACAUUCCCCUCGCCUUCCUCGAGCCCACCAUCGCCACGUGGAUGAAGCACACGAUGGCUGCAUCCGAGUGGGAGACCGGCCUGGCCUGGUUGCCGGCCUUCGUGCCGCACGUGCUAGGCGUCUACCUCACAGUGCGACUGGCGGCGCGCUACCCUCACCUGCAGUGGUUGUAUGGCGCGUUCGGUCUGGCAGUAAUCGGUGCCAGCUCGUGCUUGGUGCCUGCCUGCCGCUCCUUCGCACCACUAGUGGUCUCCCUCUGCGGCCUCUGCUUCGGUAUUGCGCUGGUGGACACGGCGCUGCUGCCCACGCUCGCCUUUCUUGUGGACGUGCGCCACGUCUCGGUCUAUGGUAGUGUCUACGCCAUCGCCGACAUAUCCUACUGCGUGGCCUAUGCUCUCGGGCCCAUAGUGGCGGGCCACAUUGUGCACUCGUUUGGCUUUGUGCAGCUUAGCCUUGGCAUGGGCCUGGUCAAUCUGCUCUACGCACCCGUCCUACUGCUGCUGCGCAACGUGGGCCUCUUGAAGCGCUCCCGCUCAGAGCGCGAUGUGCUGCUGGAUGAGCCGCCGCAGGGUCUGUACGAUGCUGUGCGCCUGCGUGAGCGCCCUGUGUCCGACUGGGACCGCGAGCCUCGCAGCCCACCUGGCCCCUUUGACGAGUGCGAGGACGGCUACGACUACUACACUCGCAGCUAGCAUCCCCGCUCCUCCUCCUGGCCACCCACACCCUCCCCACUCUACCCCCACUCCCGGGUCAGGGUGGCUGCACUGUGAGCACACUGGCCACCUCAGGCUCAGGGCCCGCCCCCUCCAGCGAGUACCCCAGCCCCUCCUUUGUCUUUAUUUCCCUUGCCUGGGUCCCUUGUCUAUGACCCUUUCUGUGUCCCCCUCUCUCUCGUCCACUGGGGCGUAGAGCACUGAGGUGCGUGAAUUGAUGUACUUCUGGCAGAGAUGAAGAGAAGCGCCGGCGGUCUCCUUGGGGCUCCCCCGUGUAGACCUGUGCCUCUGUCUGUCCUUCCUUCCGUUCCUCCUAGUGCCAACUUGGCCCGCUGCACCGCGGUGCCUCGGGCCGAAUCAA